AUGGGGAUGAGUCCUACCGGGGGCAUCCUCAUACGGGAGCCUGAUGAAGGUAGACGCUCGCCGAGGGUUCCCCCUCCGCCGGAAGCAUCGCGUCCUCAAACCCCCCCUCCACCUCCCGAAACUCGAGAGAUGGAGGUGGACCAAAGAACUCCUGAUCCGAAGGGGGAGGGGGUUCAGGGACACCCUGCUGAAGAAUCUGAGAAGCCGAUUGCUGAAGGCUUCUCAGAUGAUAUUGAUAGGGAGGUUGACGGUUUUCUUCGUCAACCUGAUCUGGGGGAGGAAGCAGAGAAGGUCGUUGCUGCUGACACUGGUGGAGACCAACUGGGCUCCGCCGAAGGAGAAGGUCAUGCUGAGCCUGAGAAGAUUCAGGAGGUUCCCUCUUCUUCUUUCCCCUCAUUCCAGACGCUGAACUCUGGAGAUUUGGGUUUCUCGGCUCCCCGUAUCACAGUCCUUGAGCCUGUUUGGGAACGAAUUUGGGGUCAGAACCGUGAAGGGGUUGCAGGCUACUUCGGCGACUUGACUAGCAUGUCCGAAGUGGACCGAGCAAGGGUGUGGUCGCUGAAGGCCACGACUGGGAUGGGAGAAUCCAGCCGAAGGGUCCCUGACCCUGCAAGAGACAACCAGCGUUUGCUGAUGCAGGUUGUGCACAAUCAGACUCUUACUGUAGAGUUGAUUGACACCCUCCAAGACAAGCUGGAGCAUGCCUGGGAGGAGGCAAAAAUUGCCCGGGAGGAGGCAAAGCUUGCUGAGCUGAAGCAGCAGGCUGCUGAAGAGAAGCAGCAGCAGAGCGAAGAGUAUGAAAAGAGGGCUACUGAAGCCAUUCAAACCUUCUGCUCGGCUAUGGAGAAGGAAGUUUUUCCCCCGCUGAUGGAAGGGGAGAAAUUCCUUCAGGAGCAAAUGGGAGUGGACAUCUCCAAAUUUAAAGCUGUCAUCGAGAUCCGAAUUCAAGAAGGAGCUGCUGCACAAGUUGAAGUGCAGCGGAAGCUGGAAGCUCUUGAAGCCAGCAGGAUGGCUGCUGAAGAGACUCUACAAGCUAAGGAUGUUCACCUUUCUGCUGCCCAAGCUGCUGCUGAGAGCCAAGACCAGAAGCUGAAGGAGUUGGAAGAUCAGCUGAGAGUCAAAGGAGAUGAGCUGACCCAGGCCAAAACCGAAGCUUCCAACGUCCAGCUGGAGCUUAAUGAGCAGAAGACUUCUUCCUCCAAACUCUCAGAAGAGUUAGAAAAAUCUAAAAAGGAUUCGGAGGAGAGUCAAAAGAAGUUGGCUGAUGCUGAAGCCCUACUCCAAGUCCGCCUUUACACCCAUGAAGAAUAUGAGAUGGGCUUCAUUAAUGGGUUUAAGGUGGCUCGGAGGUUGGCUCUCCAUGCCGAGCCUUCGCUGGAUUGGUCCAAGUGUGCGCUUUGGGCUCAGGACCCCGAAGAUCCGCACAUGCUGUAUGCCACUCCUGCUGAGCAUGAGAUCCUUCAGGCUGAACAAGCCGAGGAGGAAGCUGAGCGGCAGGAGUUGGAGGCUGAACAGCGAGCCGCUGAAGCUCAGGCAAGGGCCCAACCUGCCUCCUCUGCUGGUGGAACCGAGACUGCCCCGGGGCUUGGCCCGGCUGAUCAGCCUGAUCCUCCAACUGAAGCAUAG
Molecule: messenger RNA, 1626 nt
Organism: Chenopodium quinoa (quinoa)
Lineage: Eukaryota; Viridiplantae; Streptophyta; Magnoliopsida; Caryophyllales; Amaranthaceae
Product: caldesmon-like
Exons: 2
Coding region: 1-1626 (541 amino acids)
Source: RefSeq, a predicted model, not a curated record